ACACACACACACACACAGUCAGAGAGACUGUGUUUCUGUAUCAUUAGAGUGUGUCUCUCUACAGGAGUGUUUAAUCUCCAGCAUCAGAGGAAUCAUGACUCUGAGAGGACUCGUUCUGUGUCUCUUAUUGUGGAGUUCCGAGAGCAGACAUGCAGAAAUGCCGGACGAUGAUUCCGUGUUCGACCUGUUCGAGCUCUCUAAUCUGCAUAAGAAGCAUCACGGGGUGAGUUUAGUGAAGGGACCCGAUCCAAACAGUCCCGCGUACAAGAUCCUGAACCCAAACCUGAUCCCCUCCGUGCCCGAGCUCUCCUUCCGGGACCUGAUCUACUCCAUCCAGAGCGAGAGAGGCUUCAUCUUCACCGCGAACCUCAAGCAAGCCAAGCGCACACGGGGAAGCCUGGUCUCCGUGGAGAGGACCGACGGAACCGGGUCCGUGUUUGAGAUCAUAUCCAACGGGAAAGCCGACACGGUGGAUCUGGUGUACCGGACCGCGAGCGGACAGCAUGUGGUUUCCAUCGAGGACGUGAGUGUUGCGAACGGGCACUGGAGGAACAUCACGGUGUUCGUGCAGGAGGACCGGGCUCAGGUUUAUGUGGGUUGCGAGGAAAUCAACACGCAAGAACUCGAUGUUCCGAUCCAGCAGAUUCUGAGCCAGGAGAGCGCGGACAUCGCCAGCCUGAGGAUCGCGAAAGGCGCCGCCAAAUCAGACCGCUUCAUGGGAGUUCUCCAGAAUGUGCGGUUUGUUUUCGGAACGACGCUGGACGCGAUUUUACGCAAUAGAGGAUGCGGGAGCUCUACCUUCAUCACAGAUGUCAUGAGCUUUGAGAACUCGGUGAACGGAUCGAGCGCGGCCAUCCGCACCGACUACACGGGACACAAGUCUAAAGACCUGCAGGACAUCUGCGGCUUCUCCUGCGACGAUCUGACCAGCAUGUUCACGGAGCUCAAGGGACUCGGUGUGGUGGUGAAGCAGUUGUCGAACGAGCUCCGCCAAGUGACAGCAGACAACAACUUAAUAAUGAACCAGAUUCAAAUCCACAAAGGCGUUUGUCUGCACAACGGCAUUGUGUACGGAGACAAAAGCGAGUGGACGGUGGACAGCUGCACACACUGCACAUGUCAGAACUCGGCCACUGUGUGUCGUGAAAUCUCCUGCCCGCUCAUGCCCUGCGCCAACGCCACGGUCCCGGAUGGCGAAUGUUGCCCGCGCUGUGGAACACCGAGUGAUGCGGGUGCAGAAGAUGGCUGGUCGCCCUGGUCCGAAUGGACCCAUUGUUCGGUGACCUGUGGAAGAGGCAUUCAGCAGCGUGGACGCUCUUGUGACCGAAUCAACAGCAACUGUGAUGGCACGUCCGUCCAGACGAGAGACUGUUACACGCAAGAAUGCGACAAACGAUUCAAGCAGAAUGGGGGCUGGAGCCACUGGUCUCCCUGGUCUUCUUGCUCCGUGACGUGUGGCGAGGGUGUCAUCACUCGCAUCCGGCUGUGCAACUCCCCAACGCCUCAGAUGGGGGGCAAAGACUGCGAGGGAGAUGGUCGCCAGACCGAACCAUGCCAGAAGCCGUCGUGCCCAGUGAAUGGAGGUUGGGGACCCUGGUCUCCAUGGGACUCUUGCUCCGUCACGUGUGGUGGAGGACUUCAGCGCAGACACCGUUUGUGCAACAGCCCCGCUCCCAAACACGGUGGAAAAGAAUGCCUGGGUGACUCCAAAGGAAGCCGGUUGUGCAACUCUCAGUCGUGUCCUGUUGAUGGAUGUCUCUCCAACCCGUGCUUCGCCAGCGCCAAAUGCACUAGCUUCCCCGACGGCUCCUGGAAGUGCGGCGAGUGUCCGGUGGGAUACACUGGGGAUGGAGUCCACUGUCAAGACAUCGAUGAGUGCAAAGAAGUUCCCGAUGCCUGUUUUGUGCUCAAUGGAGUCCAUCAGUGUGAGAACACAGAACCGGGCUACAACUGCCUGCCCUGCCCACCACGCUACUCCGGACAACAGCCCUUCGGCCGGGGAACAGAGCAAGCCAUUGCCAAUAAACAGGUCUGCACACCUAGAAACCCAUGUGAGGACAGCAGCCAUGACUGUAAUAAGAAUGCCAACUGCAUCUACCUGGGAAUCUUCUCCGACAUCAUGUACCGCUGCGAAUGUAAACCAGGCUAUGCUGGGAACGGUUACAUCUGCGGAGAAGACCCAGACCUGGACGGCUGGCCAAACACGGACCUCCUCUGUGUGGAAAACGCCACCUACCACUGCAAGAAGGACAACUGUCCUGACCUUCCCAACUCUGGGCAAGAAGACUAUGACAAAGAUGGAACUGGAGAUGCUUGUGACAGUGAUGAUGACAAUGAUGGGAUCCCUGAUGACGGGGACAAUUGCCCGUUCAUCUUCAACCCAAGACAGUACGACCAGGACCAAGAUCAAGUUGGCGACCGAUGCGAUAACUGCCCGUACGACAGUAAUCCAGAACAGACCGACACCGACAACAAUGGCGAGGGUGAUGCGUGUGCCAUAGACAUCGACGGAGAUGGCAUUCUGAACGAGAAGGACAACUGUCCAUAUGUGUACAACACUGACCAGAGAGACACCGACCGGGAUGGAGUCGGUGACCACUGUGACAACUGCCCGCUGGAGCACAACCCUGACCAGAUUGACUCGGACUCUGACAACGUUGGAGACAAGUGUGACAGCAACCAAGACAUCGAUGAGGAUGGACAUCAGAACAACCUUGACAACUGCCCCUACAUCCCCAACGCCAACCAGGCCGACCACGACAAGGACGGCAAAGGAGACGCCUGCGAUCAUGACGAUGACAAUGACGGCGUCCCUGACGACAAAGACAACUGCAGACUCGCCUUCAACCCAGAUCAGCUGGAUUCGGACGGCGAUGGCCGAGGUGACGUUUGCAAGGACGACUUUGACCAAGAUAACGUGCCAGAUAUUUUUGAUGUUUGCCCGGAGAACUUUGCCAUCAGUGAAACAGAUUUCCGCAGAUUCCAGAUGGUUCCCCUUGAUCCCACUGGAACUUCCCAAAUUGACCCCAACUGGGUCGUCCGUCACCAGGGCAAAGAGCUCCUGCAGACCGUCAACUGUGAUCCCGGCAUUGCUGUCGGUUAUGAUGAGUUCAACGCCGUGGACUUCAGCGGCACGUUCUUCAUCAACACGGACCGUGACGACGACUAUGUCGGCUUUGUGUUUGGCUACCAAUCCAGCUCGCGUUUCUAUGUGGUGAUGUGGAAGCAGAUCACUCAGACCUACUGGUCUCAUACGCCCACCAAAGCCCAGGGUUACUCUGGACUGUCUAUUAAAGUUGUGAACUCCACUACGGGACCGGGCGAACAUCUCAGGAACGCUUUGUGGCACACUGGAGACACCGAAGGACAAGUGCGCACCCUUUGGCACGACCCCAAGAACAUUGGCUGGAAGGAUUACACUGCCUACAGAUGGCACCUGAUCCACAGACCCAAAACCGGACACAUCAGAGUUAUUAUGUAUGAGGGCAAGAGAGUCAUGGCUGAUUCAGGAAGCAUUCAUGACAUGACAUACGCUGGAGGAAGACUUGGCCUCUUCGUCUUCUCUCAAGAGAUGGUUUACUUCUCAGACCUCAAAUACGAAUGCAGAGAUGUAUAACGACCCCGUCGUUGUUUUCCCGAAGGACGGCCCGCUAUCUUCUGUUUUCUGUCGGUUUAAAUGUGUUAUAACUCUCUUCUGUGGUGGGAUCCAGGAG
Molecule: messenger RNA, 3713 nt
Organism: Rhinichthys klamathensis goyatoka
Lineage: Eukaryota; Metazoa; Chordata; Actinopteri; Cypriniformes; Leuciscidae
Product: thrombospondin-1-like
Exons: 22
Coding region: 95-3616 (1173 amino acids)
Biological process (GO): cell adhesion; negative regulation of angiogenesis
Cellular component (GO): extracellular region
Molecular function (GO): calcium ion binding; protein binding
Source: RefSeq, a predicted model, not a curated record